GCCCAACCACACUCGUCGUUUUUCCCAUCACCACCACAUGGCGACAUUGCCGGAAUAGUAAACUGCUCUCCAAACGAAGCCCCAGCGUAUCGCCGGCCGUGGCCGACGCAUUUGACCUCGUCUCCGGCCGAUCCGAGUGCCGGACACGUGUCCCGUCCGACCUAGUGUCCUUUUCCCCGUCGCGCGAUUUCUCCAUAGAUUUGGCGGCUCCAUGCUUCAUAGUUGAAGAAGAGCGAAAUGAAUUCAGUGCAGGAGGAUGAUAUGCUUUUGGAGACUACACGGGCGAAAUUCUCAAAUGUACUUAAAAGGCAUGGAGAUCUUGCAGAGCGUCUUUCUAGGGACUCCGACAAGACAAUUUUUGAGCGUUUGCAUAGAGAGUUUGAAGCUGCACGCUCUUCUCAAACUCAAGAAAUUAGCUUGGAUGGUGAGCAAUGGAAUGAUGGUUUAUUGGCUACAUUAAGGGAACAGGUUCACAUUGAGGCAGACAUUAAGGCCAUGCAAACUUCUUGGGAAGCGGCCCAGUCUCCAAUUCCUUGUCAAGAAAAAGUUACAUAUAAAGUUGGUAAUAAGGUGAUCUGUUGUUUAGAAGGAGCAAGAAUCGGUAUACAAUAUGAGACAUCUUUCGCUGGAGAAACUUGUGAACUUUACCACUGCGUGCUUGAGAGCAAAUCAUUUCUUGAGAAGCUGACGGUUCUUGAGCAUACAGUCCCUUUUUUCCUUCCUAUACGUGAAGCGGAAAAUGAGCUCCUCUCUUCAAAUGCAAUGAAAUUCAUAGACCAUGUGGGAGAUCUGUUGCAGGCAUAUGUAGAUAGACGGGAACAGGUGCGACUUAUUAAAGAGUUGUACGGGAACCAAAUUGUACAAUUGUAUCAUAGUCUUCCUUACCAUAUGGUUGAGUUCAUGCUUAACGACUUCGAUUGCAGGAUAACAGUGUGCCUAAGAUACGCUGAUUUGGGGUCCACUAUGCCGAGUGGGGUCAGCGUUCUCGCAUGGCCAAACAAAUCCUCAACCAGGAAAGGCAAAAACUUCUCAGCAGCUCCAGUGCGUCUCGCCUAUGCAGAGGAAGCACUUCGAACCAUGAGUCUUCCCGAAGCAUAUGCAGAGAUUGUUCUUAACCUUGAAGCAGCACUGGGAGAUGUGUUUCUUGCAGGGAGUCCCGCUGCUUAGUCUGCAGUAUCUAUCUUUCUUUUUUUGUUUAAGCAUGAAUUUGAGGCCUCUGUUCUUUUGUCGAAAAAGAACCAUAUUGACUUCAUUCGUUGUACAAAAUAGAUAACUUUGAACUUGUUCCCAUGUGAGGUGUAUCUGCAAUAUAUAUCUGUGUGUGUUCGACUCUAGUCAGAUGACACCUUAUGAUUCGAUGAUCAGAUGACGUAAAGCUCCCCAUUGCCUACAACAAAGCUCACGAACAGCAAUUGUAAAGCCAUAGUUAUCUAGGCGAGAUAUUGGGGACGCCAGAUUGGUCGCCUAGCUUUUUCCGCCUAGAAUUUGACUUGUAAUUGAUUAAAACGCGACAGGUUACCUGGAACAAUCUGAAUCGCAGCACAGAUCUAGAAAUUGAAGAUAUGGUAAAAACUGGUGGAUUCAAAUCGUAUAAUCAUCCAAUUGAGGCACGAUUCGAUCUUUGAAGAUGCGAUGCGGGUAGGGCGAGGAAGUGAAUUUGCUUCUCGUCGGCUGAAUAUUGCAAUUAAUCUAAUUACUCGUACUAUUCUAUACCUAAAGGUUUUUUUUCUUCAUCUCGUUUGGCAUCUGACUUGAUGAGUUGUUGCUUU
This is a messenger RNA of Cuscuta campestris, 1769 nucleotides long. Lineage: Eukaryota; Viridiplantae; Streptophyta; Magnoliopsida; Solanales; Convolvulaceae. The record is from the annotation of a GenBank genome assembly.